AUGCGCGAUCGCUACCUCGAAGGGUUGAAGGCGGACAUAGCGGAGGUCAUAGCCAUUCACGGGUUGUCCACCUUCGAGUCGGUAGUCGCAGCAGCAGAACGCGUCGACGCAGUACGAAGCCGACGGGGUCCGGACACUUCAGUCAACUUCAAGGACGCUCGCAUGGUAGAUGGGACGCCGCUUCACAUAGGACCAGUCAUUCGCAAGUUGCGCGUAGUGCUAGGACCGAUCACGGUUAGACGUGACUUCGACUCUGCGACGCUGGACGGUUACGAUUUCAUCUUCGGGAGAGAUUGGCUACGCACGGUUAGUACUCAGUUCGAUUGGGCUCAGGGAAGCUGCAGUGUCAAGGUAGACGGGGAGUUCCGGGAGCUGCCACAGUGGAGCGAUGGGGCCACAUCAUCCACAGCUAUCAUUAAUGCUGUUCGUGUGCGACAGUUAGUGAAGCGUGCGGCACGGAUCUUCGCGGUUUUCCUUGAGGAGGUGGAAGCUGAGGAGGGGAAAGGAGGGAGCGCAGCAGUUAGUGAGAAGGCGACUCUUCCUGCUGAAGUGAGUGCACUGUUAGCAGAGUUUGCGGACGUCUUUCCCGACGAGUUGCCCCCAGGGUUACCUCCCAGCCGAGCAGUAGACCAUCGGAUCGAGUUAGAGCCGGGGAGCAGGCCAGUAGCGAAGCCGCAGUGGAGGUUGAGUCCAGCAGAGACAGAGGAGAUGACGCAGCAGGUUAGGCACUUUCUCGCACAGGGGUUCAUACAGCCAUCUAGAUCGCCUUGGGCCGCACCGAUCCUUUUCGCGCCUAAGAAAGACGGAGGGUUACGGAUGUGCAUAGAUUACCGCGCACUGAACGCCGCCACCGUCAAGAAUAGAUUCCCGGUGCCGAGAGUAGAGGAUCUUCUAGAUGCAGUGCAGGGCGCUAGAGUCUUCUCCAAGAUCGACCUUCGUUCGGGUUACCACCAGAUUCGUGUAGUUCCAGAGGACCAGCACAAGACGGCGUUUCGUACGAAGCAGGGGUUGUACGAGUUUAGGGUUCUACCGUUCGGACUGACCAACGCCCCAGCGACGUUCCAGACGCUCAUGAAAACAGUCCUCUCCGAGUUCUUAGGUUCGUUCGUUGUAGUUUACUUAGACGACAUCUUGAUCUUCUCCAAGUCGAAAGAGGAGCACGUGCAGCACUUGCAGAAGGUCUUCGAGGUCUUGCGGAGGGAGAAGCUGUACGCGAAGCAGUCUAAGUGCGAGUUCUUCCUCCCCGAGGUCGAGUUUCUAGGUCACGUCGUAUCCGCUAGUGGCAUUAGGACCGACCCGAAGAAGAUCGCAGCCGUACAGGAUUGGGUAGCACCGACCUCAGUCAAGGAGUUGCAGAGCUUCCUCGGUUUCGCGAAUUACUACCGUCGUUUCGUUCAGGGUUACGCAUCGAUCGCUAGUCCACUCACCGACCUACUUCGGAAGGCUGUAGAGUACGUUUGGGGUCCAGCGCAGCAGCAGGCGUUCGAGCAGAUGAAGCAGUCGCUCACGUCUUCACCGACACUGUCGUACCCUGAUCCAAAUCGCCCAUACGUUGUAGUGACCGACGCUUCAGAUCAGGCCAUAGGAGCAGUGCUUCUUCAGGACCAGGGACGCGGGUUGCAGCCGAUCGCGUACGAGUCGCGUAAGCUGAGGGGAGCGGAGUUGAACUAUCCCAUACACGACAAGGAGGCGCUCGCGAUCAUCCAUGCGUAUAAGGUGCGGAGAUGCUACCUAGAGGGGGCAGAGAGUGUUAUACGCACGGACCACUGUUCGCUUCGCUUUCUCAAGUCGCAGCCGCAGCUGAGUCGUCGCCAGGCUAGAUGGAUGGAGUUCAUGGAGGGGAGCUUUCAUUACAGGAUAGAGUACAAGCCAGGCGUUCGCAACCCAGCAGAUCCGCUCACUCGCCCUAGUUGCCAGCUCGCUAGCCUCACAGUCACUGCCGGCCAUCCACUUCUCACAGCACUCUUCGAGCACGGUUACACAGUAGAUCCCGACUUCACGCCACAGCCGCCCGCAGGAGCAGAGGUGCAGGGACUUGCAGCAGAUGUAGAGGAUUACAUUCGCUCGCGCGACACGUGUCAGCGUAUGAAGUCCUCUCGCCAGCGCAAAGCAGGACUUUUGCAGCCGAUUCCACCGCCCGACCGCCCUUGGCAGGUAGUUACGAUGGACUUCAUCAUGGCAUUACCGCGCACAGUUAGGGGUCACGACGCCAUCUUCGUGGUAGUGGACAAGUUUUCUCGAGCAGCGCACUUCAUCCCCACGCACGGCCAGGUCACAGCAGAGGAAGCCGCGACGCUGUUCGUAGAUAACGUAGUCCGACUGCACGGGGUUCCAGAUUCCAUCAUCUCAGACCGCGACCCUAGAUUCACCUCGAAGUUCUGGAAGCAGCUUUUUGCACUGUUUGGGACUCGCUUAGCCAUGUCAUCUGCGUACCAUCCAGAGACAGACGGACAGACUGAGCGCGUGAACCAGACGCUGGAGCAGAUUCUUCGUAGCAUCACGAUGCACGACGCAGCAGCAUGGGACAAGAAGCUGAGCAUGGCCGAGUUCGCAUACAACAACACGCACCACUCCGCCACAGGCAUGUCACCGUUCUUCGCACUGUACGGUCAGCACCCCAAUGUCCCCACUCGUGUCGAUCUCACACCCACUGUCCCUCGUGCGGACAACUUCCACCAGCAUCUCACUUUCAUUCAUGAUCUACCAUGUGAGGAAGCACCUUGA
Messenger RNA from Closterium sp. Yama58-4, 2724 nucleotides. NCBI's taxonomy places the organism in Eukaryota, Viridiplantae, Streptophyta, Zygnematophyceae, Desmidiales, Closteriaceae. The record is from the annotation of a GenBank genome assembly.